This is a messenger RNA of Drosophila ananassae, 1312 nucleotides long. RefSeq lists its product as uncharacterized. NCBI's taxonomy places the organism in Eukaryota, Metazoa, Arthropoda, Insecta, Diptera, Drosophilidae. The transcript has a single exon. The coding region runs from base 1 to 477 and encodes 158 amino acids. The record is from RefSeq and is a predicted model, not a curated record.
AUGGCACUGAAGUUUCUGGGUGAGGUGACAGGGAUAAAUAUGCUAGCGAAGUACUUCGGUGACCAGGACAAGCCAGAGGCUCUCAAGGAGCCGCAGGAGGAUUUCGCUGGCAGUUCUUCAACCAUUCCCCCCGAGAGCCAGUUCGAGCUACUGGCCCCCCACAAUUGCAACUUGGCCCUUCAGCGAGGCUUCUAUUUCUCGUUCCGGCUACCCGACUGGGCGAGGGACUUCAAAGAGCACACCCGUGAGAUCAUCGCCAGUCCGUUCCACGAAUCUGAUAGUAGCGAGACAUCACAGCCCUCGAAGCAGAAAGCCAAAUACUUUUUGCGACCAGAAAGAUACGGCAUGAUCGCGGAGAACAUGGGAGCUAACUUCUUUGAGGAGAUUCCCCAAGACUUGCAAUCAAAGUCCGGAAGACCGGUACGCUCGCCCAAGAUCAAGGACGACGUGACGUGCAAGAAACGAGUUCGAACGUAGAACGUAGCCAGCACUCCAUCUGUCGAAAGUCAAACAACAUUUUCGGAACACCUUAUUGGAGUGGGCGAAAAUGGUUGUUGGCCUAAUUGUGAAAGCUGGAAUUGUGUAUGCCGUGAUCGUUGCCACUCGGAACUAUGGCGUGUGGGGCUCCCCGGACGAUACGCAGGAUGUGUAUAUGGAUGCGUUGGAGCAUAUGGAACCAUACGCGGAUCAGGCGCGUCGCAAACUCAAAAUAUGUCCGCCCAGGCCGCCACCUCAGGGCGAAUGGUCUUUCAUGGGCAUCCAUUACUAUAAUGAGUGCGUCAAGGCCGUUUUUGACGUUUUGAGCCUCGUUCCGGUCGGGCUGGUGGCCGUUUUUGAGAGGAUACCCUUCUACCUGAACGCCAUCAAGGAGAGCAUUCGCAAGUAUCAGGAAAAGGAGAAGAAAAAGAAGGAGAUCAAGAUAUCCAAGGACCAGCUGGACGAAACGCCUUUGGUCCAACGACCCAAGGGUGAACUGAUGCCGCACUGCAAGGACAAGCGCUGUGCCAAGGCACCCCUCAUCCCGCCAGGCUGCCGCCAGAAGCGUUACAACGACGAGUUCAUCUACGAGCCACGUCCACGGAUGAAGGCGGCCUGCAAGUGCAAGUGCAAGGAGCGGAAGCCCAAGCCUUGUCCAGAAAAGAGGCCCAAGUGCCCGCAGUCCGAGGAAUCGCCGAAGUGCCGCUGCCCGGGUACUCCGAGGCGAGAUCUCCCUUAAGAUACUGAAGCUGACGAAUCUUUCCAACCAUCUAGCGACUCCUCUUAGCCCGCCCACCCCAAAUAAACCAAAUUUUUGUACUGUAACCUACGAAAA